Messenger RNA from Parastagonospora nodorum SN15, 573 nucleotides. RefSeq lists its product as hypothetical. Lineage: Eukaryota; Fungi; Ascomycota; Dothideomycetes; Pleosporales; Phaeosphaeriaceae. The record is from RefSeq and is a predicted model, not a curated record. The transcript has 2 exons. Bases 1 to 573 code for a protein of 190 amino acids.
AUGGACUCUCCGACCUCCCCGCUCAUGCGGCUACCAAAGGGUGUUCGUAAGCGGAUUCUUGUAUACGCCCUCCGCAGCCAAUACAUUCGAUACCACAACCGCAAACUUCAAAAACCCGCCCCGAAAACAGGCGCUCAUGCCCGUCAACGUUAUUACUGGGCGGGACACUACAGAUCUCUCCAGCCACCAUUCCGUAUCUAUGAUCCGCGGACCGGACAUGAUAGUUUCCGUUGGUUGUCGAGUCUCAUGUCGCUAUCGCUCGUGUCUCGCCAGCUUCGCAAGGAGACAGGACUGCUCUUGUGGGAGGUCAAUGUCUUCCACGUAAACCAACUCCCUCACUUCGUCGACAUUCUCCCUCGUGAGGUCAUCGGCUGUGUCAAGCACAUCGGCAUUUUGGACAACGCCCACCUCAUGGAGCACAUCGAGAAGUUCACCGCGCUGAAGAAGCUGCCUGCCCUCACAGGCAUUACACUAGUUAAAAUGGGUGGCGUGAAGACAGAGAGCGGUCUCGAGUUGGUCGUGCGUGCGAUCAAAGAGUACGCGGGCAAGGAGUACAGCAUAGUUGGAGUUUGA